AAAGCCAAGUAAGUCUUUAUUCAAAUUCUGAAUAUCUCUAUAUAAUAAAAAAACACAUAUACCAAUGACUUGGAAGGACAACUUAUCAAAAGCUCUUGUUUCUUAUCCUAAGCCAGACAUUAAGUUUGCGUAUGGAACUGCUGGAUUCCGUACUAAGGCUGACAUUUUAGAUUAUGUUAACUUUACAGUAGGAAUUUUGGCAUCCAUUCGUUCUGCUUACCUUGAUGGUAAAACUGUCGGAGUGAUGGUUACUGCAUCCCAUAACCCUCCUCCUGACAAUGGUGUUAAGGUUGUUGAUCCAUCUGGAAAUAUGCUUGAGCUGCUGUGGGAAUCCUACGCUACCACGUUGGCCAAUUCUACCCAUGAAGAAUUGAUCUCAAACAUUGAAAAAUUGGUUCAACAACUUGGUUUAGACACUGGAAAGCUUGAUUCAUACGCAGCCCGUGUUGUCUUGGCCCGUGACUCUAGAGAUUCAAGUCCUCGUUUGUCUCAAGCAUCCAUCGAUGGGUUAAGUGUAUUCCCUCUGACCACCUAUCAAGAUUAUGGAUUAUUCACUACUCCACAAUUGCAUUACGUCACUAGAACUCUGAAUGAUGCUGCCUUUGGAAAACCUACUGCUGAAGGUUAUUAUGAAAAAAUGUCAUUGGCUUUCCAUAAGAUUUUCGAAUUAUCUGGGGGUGACUCCAACAAGAUUGACAUCACUGUAGAUGCCGCAAAUGGUGUUGGAGCUCCAAAGGCCGAGGAACUCUUUGACAAAUACUUGUCCGACAACAUUGCCUAUCAAUUAGUUAAUGCUGAAUAUUCCAAGCCAGAAUUAUUGAAUUGGGAUUGUGGUGCUGAUUUCGUAAAGACCAAUCAAAAAUUACCUAACAACGUUUCUAACCCAGAAAAGAAUAAAUUGUACGCAUCCUUCGAUGGAGAUGCUGAUCGUUUAAUAUUAUACUAUGUGAACUCUAACAAUGAAUUUAGACUUUUAGAUGGUGAUAAGAUUUCAACUUUGAUUGCAUUGUUUUUCCAAAGAUUAUUCCAAAACCUUCAAGGUCUUGAUUUAAACAUUGGUGUUGUUCAAACUGCUUAUGCAAACGGAUCUUCCACUCAAUACGUUGAAGAUGUUCUUAAACUCCCAGUUCGUUGUACUCCUACUGGUGUCAAACACUUGCACCAUGAAGCCACCAACUUUGACAUUGGUGUUUAUUUUGAAGCCAAUGGUCACGGUACUGUUGUUUUCUCACCAGAGGCUGAAUCUAAGAUUUUCAACCAUGUUGCUGCAAACAAGGAGGAAGAAAAGGCUUUACAAAUCUUGCAAGAAUUUACCAAAUUAAUCAAUCAAACUGUUGGAGAUGCUAUUUCCGAUUUACUUGCCAUUUUAGUUGUGGUCAAUUAUCUUAAGUAUUCUCCAGAAGACUGGGACAAGUCUUACAGUGACUUACCAAACCGUUUGAUCAAGGUUAUUGUUCCAGAUAGAUCCAUUUUCAAGACUACAAACGCUGAAAGAACUUUGGUCGAACCUCAAGGUCUUCAAGGAAAAAUUGACGCUUUAGUCGAGAAGUUUCCUAAGGGUAGAUCAUUUGUCAGAGCUUCUGGUACUGAAGAUGCCGUCAGAGUUUAUGCCGAGGCUGAUACUCCAGAAAAUGCUGAGGAAUUAUCCAGAUUGGUUGGAGAAUUAGUUAAAUAGAACAAUAGAUGAAAUGGAAUGAAUUACAUGUAACAUAAAGAAAACCGAUAACUUGUCCCCACGGGGACCAAUUUAGAAGUAUUAAUAAUGUUUUAUUCUAAUC
Messenger RNA from [Candida] anglica, 1778 nucleotides. The record is from the annotation of a GenBank genome assembly. Lineage: Eukaryota; Fungi; Ascomycota; Pichiomycetes; Serinales; Debaryomycetaceae.